UGCCAUAAUAAACAUUCCGCUGUCAGCCAAACACACGGCUGUGCUGAAGUAGUCACUGCCACAUAGAGACCGUUGGAGACACAGCAUAUUUACUUUUAAUGAAAUUAUUUAUUAGCCACCAUCGAGAGCCUGCCUGAGUUAUAACGAAUUUGACCCGGAGUCGUUAAGGCUGUGCAGGGUGAAGUCGGGGGAGACGGACAGGAAAAAAAACAAAAAAAAAAACAAAGAUGGCUGUGUAACCAGAGAGACGAGUCCCAGCAGAACUGUCUCUACCCGCGGCUUUAAUCACCGACAGGUCCAGUGGGUCCUCCGCGGAGAGUCAGUCGGUACCGGAGCAGGGAGGGUAGAUGAGAAGCCGAGCUGGGCCGCCAGUGUACAUCGUUGUAAUCUGCUGUCAGGGCGAAUAACGGCGUCGAGAGCAACAACAGCUGAGAGCCGAGCUGAGUUGUUUUUGUUCUGCAGAGGGAGAGGACUGCUGUGUUUUUGUCAACGUAGCUAGCCGCAUAGUCUGCUAGCCUCACUGUAAGUCAACAACACUAGUCUAAUUAAGUUAUUAUGCACAUGAUCUCGUUAUAACACAUUGGCUUGUUACAUUUUAAGUAUAGGGUGGCAUUGAUAAUAAUAAUAAGUUAGCCUGCAUUCCUCUCUGACAGCCUGCUGCCGGAGCGUUAGCCUAGCCGACGUUAGCUAGCUGUCAGCUGACCGUUAGCCUGACAGGUUGUACGCUAGCACUGAGCUAAUCUGCUAAUAUUUGUGGCUCAGCGGCAGGUACACCUGAGAAAUAUAUAAACAGCCGUCGUCAUGUCUUCAAUGGAAGAGAGAGACGGUGUGGCCGCCCCUGGCUCCUCCUCGGCCGGCAUGGGGGUCGGGGCCGUGGGGGCAGCGGUGGAGGCUGUCGCCGGGGUCGCAGCCAUGCAGGAGGAGGUCGGGAUCCGGAGAGAAGGGCCCGAGCCUGACCCAGACGAGCCACCCAAGAAGAGGGUGAGAGUGCCCGAGGGAGAGUCAGGAAAGCUGGAGGAGAGACUGUACUCAGUGCUGUGCUGCACCGUGUGCCUAGACUUGCCCAAGGCGUCUGUAUAUCAGUGUACCAAUGGACACCUGAUGUGUGCAGGCUGUUUCAUCCACCUUCUGGCUGAUUCUCGUCUCAAGGAGGAGCAGGCCACGUGUCCCAACUGCAGGUGUGAGAUCAGUAAGAACCUGUGCUGCAGGAACCUUGCCGUGGAGAAGGCUGUCAGCGAGCUGCCGACAGAGUGUACCUUCUGCAUAAAACAGUUCCCCCGCUCCAGCUUAGAGAGACACCAGAAAGAGGAGUGCCAAGACAGGGUGACGCAGUGUAAGUACAAGAGGAUCGGCUGCCCCUGGCAAGGUCCGUUUCACGAGCUGCCAGCCCACGAGAGCGAGUGCUGCCACCCCACUAAGACCGGGACGGAGCUGAUGGGGAUCCUGGGAGAGAUGGACCAGAGCCACCGCAGAGACAUGCAGCUCUACAACAGCAUCUUCGGACUGCUCUGCUACGAGAAGAUCGGCUUUACAGACAAACUGGUUGCUCUGCUCCAUCCAGAGGUGCAGUUCAGGCCGUACCGCACGGACGACUUCAUCACUCGCCUGUACUACGAGACGCCGCGCUUCACCGUGCUCAACCAGACGUGGGUGCUGAAGGCCCGCGUGAACGACUCCGAGCGCAACCCCAACCUGUCCUGCAAACGCACCCUCUCCUUCCAGCUGAUCCUCAAAAGCAAGGUGAACUCUGCCCUAGAGUGCUCCUUCCUGCUGUUGAAGGGCCCGUACGACGACGUGCGGAUCAAGCCAGUCAUCCAUCACCACUCCUUCUGCAACGACGCCAACGAGACCGAAUACGUCCCUCUGCCCAUCUCCGACUCGGUGGAGUGCAACAAACUGCUGGCCGCCAAAAACAUCAACCUGCGCCUGUUCAUCUUCCAAGUCCAAAAAUAAAGAGUGAAGGAAGAGGAGGAAGAGGAGGAGGAGGAGAGGAAAAGGAGGAGGAGGAGGAAGAUGAAAAGAAGAAGAAAAAGGGUGAAGGAGGGCGAGGGGCUGAUGAAGAUUAAAGAGAGACACCACUGAACCACUGAUACCUCUUAACACUUACACACACACAUUCACGCAGGGUACACACACACACACACACACACACACACACACACACACACACACACACACACACACACACACACACACACCACUUAUUACACUUACCUCCUUUUACAAGAUAGUGAGACCCCUUGCGCGAGGGGGAGCUGUGAGUUGCCGUGGAGAUGGGUGGGCAUUGUUAUGGGAUAGAGGGAUGGGGUGAAACCGGCAGGGGGUUUUGGGGUGGGGGUGAGAGCUGAGGGAGGUGGUUCUGGUGUGUACCUGUGGAGGCUCCCUGAGGUCAGGUUGUGUUUGACCUUUCACCCCUGACCCCUAGCCAGAGGUAGCACACACACCAAACAAAGCAAGAUUUGCUGGGUGUAUUUGUUGCGUGUGUGAAUGUGAAUGUGUGUGUGUAAGAGAGACAGUGGGGGGUGAAGAGAAUAAAGUGACGGACCCUCGAGUGUGGCCCGAACUCUCUGCUUUUAUGUGGAAAUGUCCCAAAGACGUGAUAAUGUGAAAAUAGAGCGACUGACUCUACGGAGCAGUUCUUUGGACAUGAAUGAAUGUAGAGUGUGUGUGUCAGUGUGUGUCUUUCCCUUCCCUCCUUCACUUUAUGCCUGAGUCUUGUCAACAAUGUCUUUCUGUUUUGAAAAAAAGGGUGUCCAUUUUGAGUCUCAAGCUUUGCCAGAACAGGAGAAAGACUGCAUCCCCUCCCCCCCUCCCCGAUGACCCCCUUUCACCUUUAAACACGAGGAGAGACGGCUGCGUCCAUGUUUUAGUUCUUCGACUUCUUUCUCCAUCUGUGGUUAUAUAUAACCUCCAACACUAAUACCCCUUUUUAUUUCUCUUAACCUUAAAUAUUUAAAUACCUGUGAACUUUUUAUUUUUUAUUUUGGGUUUUAGCGUGUGACUGACUGCCCUUGAUUCUGUGUGUGUGUGUGUGUGUGUGUGUGUGUGUGUGUGUGUGUGUGUGUGUGUGUGUGUGUGUGUGUGUGUGUGUGUGUGUGUGUGUGUGUGUGUGUGUGUGUGUGUGUGUGUGUGUGUGUGUGUGUGUGUGUGUGUGUGUGUGUGUGUGAACGGAUCACAACUGUUCUUGUGAAAAUGUCCCGACAAUCAAUCCCUGAGGGAGGACAUGACUGGGUUACAAACGGACUUCAGGUUGGAUGUGUGUCAGCUGCUUUUUGGUCAUUUUAUUAUUGGAUCCUUUGGAACUACUUUAUUUCAAUCUUUAUUAUUUACUUUAUAUCAUACUGUUUAUUUUGUUCCAAGAUGAUUUUGAUUUCGAGGCGAUAGUUAGAAUGAACCAGGGGGAUAUAUUAGCCAUUUUUACUGCAGUUAUAUAAAGUGAUUUAGAAACAAUCAUAUAGCUAUAGUUUUUACACCAGAAAGAAAAUGUAUUUAUUUUAUAAAGGAUCCGUAAGGAGAAUGUUUGGUUAUGUUAUCUCCCAAAAAAAAAAAAAUCCCAAUCACUUUGUUAUUUCCUGCCAUGCUGGGAGAACCACAGAUGUUAUUUGAUCAGCGUUGAUCCUCUUCAAGGUAUCAAAAACACCAUCAUCUUCAGUCAAAUGUGUGAUUCUCAAGUUUGUUUUCAUCCAUCAAAAAUACUCCAAAGUAACUGACACACAGAGAACCCGGGCCAGGUUGUUUUCCAGAAUGAGAAUACAGGUUGGAUUUGUUUGUGUCUUUGAGCAAAAAUACGAGGGAGAUGCCAUCGAUAGUGUGGGAUCGGUGUGUGCACUGCGCGUGAUGGAUGAACUCUGACGAGGACGAAUCAGAAACCCAGCUUCUUCAUCUGCUCGGAACUUCACCGGAAGAUCUCUCUGGAAGAUCAGACUGUGUGUGUGUGUGUGUGUGUGUGUGUGUGUGUGUGUGUGUGUGUGUGUGUGUGGCAGGGGUGGGGGGGGCGGUUUACCUUAGCGCGGUGACAUAUUAGUGUUAGACUUACUUGAACGAGAACGACAAGAUGUUACUUAAGUAGACUCUACUGUAAAGCAGAUAGAUCUCUCUCCUCCUGACCUCUACUUCCUGUAUUUCUGUGUUUUAAUGCUUCGUCUCUAUGCCAGUGGACUCACUCAUCUCACUUUGGCUGUACAUGUGCCUUUUAUUAAAGAUCAUGGAACCUGAA
Molecule: messenger RNA, 4216 nt
Organism: Eleginops maclovinus (Patagonian blennie)
Lineage: Eukaryota; Metazoa; Chordata; Actinopteri; Perciformes; Eleginopidae
Gene: zftraf1
Product: zinc finger TRAF-type containing 1
Exons: 6
Coding region: 802-1953 (383 amino acids)
Cellular component (GO): nucleus
Molecular function (GO): zinc ion binding
Source: RefSeq, a predicted model, not a curated record